AACUCAAAGCUACGUUCCAUGGCCUUAAGAGGGAUUGGCAUGGCUCUAGCCGUAGUCCUAGUCAGCUUGUUUUGGGCAAGAGCUGCGGCUCAAUCAGGCUGCACCAGUGUGCUCAUUGGCAUGGCUCCGUGCCUUAGCUAUGUCUCUGGGAGCUCCUCAACCCCGUCAUCCUCCUGCUGCUCAAAGCUCACUAGUGUUGUGCAAUCACAGCCACAAUGCCUUUGCACUGCGCUUAAUGGCGGUGGCGGUGCUGCAUUGGGUGUUACAAUCAACCAGACGCUUGCUCUUGCGCUCCCAAGUGCUUGCAACGUGCAAACUCCUCCCGUCAGCCAGUGCAAUGCUGCUAAUGGACCGGCAUCAUCCCCCGUCUAUUCCCCAGUUGGUUCACCUGAAGGUUUACUUGGUGACUCUCCAACUAGCUCAUCGACAUCAGGAGGAUCUAAAACAGUUCCAACGAAAGGGGAGGUGGCUUCCAAUGGUGCUAUCAUGGAGACACCCCUUCAGCUCAUCCUCCCAUUGAUCUUCAUAUCUGCAUAUUGUUCAACAGUUGCAGCAACUUUGGAGUUCUUUCUGGGAUUUCAUGGAGCAUGAACCGCCAUUAAUGGAGGUCUUGUGUGCUAGCAAUACUUGCUCUAUUAAUGUAAUCUCUUAUAUAAAGUUUGUGUGUGUUUACUUAAUACUAUAUAUGUAUUACUCUUCUCCAUACUUUUGAUACCUGAAGAACAGAGCUUACACCUUAUGUGUAAUCCUGUUAAAUACAAUAUAUUUCUCAAA
Molecule: messenger RNA, 774 nt
Organism: Corylus avellana
Lineage: Eukaryota; Viridiplantae; Streptophyta; Magnoliopsida; Fagales; Betulaceae
Product: non-specific lipid transfer protein GPI-anchored 5-like
Biological process (GO): lipid transport
Molecular function (GO): lipid binding
Source: RefSeq, a predicted model, not a curated record